This is a messenger RNA of Clonostachys byssicola, 1275 nucleotides long. The record is from the annotation of a GenBank genome assembly. NCBI's taxonomy places the organism in Eukaryota, Fungi, Ascomycota, Sordariomycetes, Hypocreales, Bionectriaceae.
AUGACGCUAAGCAAGUCUGACACCCCUCUCUCUGUAAUGCCUACUGGUAUACUCCUGAGAUCAGUUGUCAUGACCUCAGUAAUGUCGUCCCCUCUGCUCUUUCGGCCGUGCCUCGCCCUUCUGCGGAAACUCACUGAGUCCAAAUCCCUCCUGUUCGAUGAGUCGCGGAACCCGAUCCUCAAAGCCCUCCUCCGCCACACUGUCUAUGCUCAUUUUAAUGCCGGUAUUAACAAGGAAGAAGUCAUAAAGACGGUCAAGGAGCUGAAGAGAAUAGGAUUCAAGGGAGUUAAUCUCGGCUACGGGAGAGAAAUCGUCCUCGGCACGAACCAUGGCCAGCAGAAUACAGCGGCACAGGGACACAAUGACUUGCAAAUGGUUGAGGAGUGGAAGCAGGGAACUUUGCAAACCUUGGAGAUGAUUGGGCCCGGAGACUUCACAGCUAUAAAAUUCACAGGGGCUGGACCCAUCGCCAUGGAGGCGAUGCUAAAGGGUCAGAACAUGCCCGAGCCUAUCAGCAAUGCCAUCAACGAGGUUUGCGAGAGUGCUGCCCGCCAGGGAGUGCGAAUCUGGAUUGAUGCGGAGCAGCAAGCGAUUCAACAUACCAUCGACAGCUGGACUAUUGACUUAAUGCGCAAAUACAACCGCGACCGAGCACCGCUGGUAUACAACACGAUUCAGGGCUACUUGAAGGGUGCUAGGGAUAAUACCACCCGACACAUUAAGCUGGCGGCCGCUGAGGGUUGGACUUUAGGUGUUAAGCUUGUUAGAGGAGCAUACAUUGAGCACGAGGAUCGCAGCUUGAUUCACGACACCAAGGAGGACACAGAUCGGUCAUACAAUGACAUUGCAUCAGCCUUGAUCGAGCGGCGACUGCCACAGCAGCCAGCGAGUGAGGCAUCUGAGAACUACCCACAAGUUGCUUUAUUCUUGGCAUCACACAACAAAGACAGUGUCCGCAACGCCAUGCGAAUUUACCGUCAGCGGGUUGAAUCAGGGCAGCCUACGAUCAUUUUGGAGACGGGCCAGUUGCAGGGCAUGGCUGACGAGGUGAGUUAUGAGCUACUACAGGCGGACCGGGAAUGGUCAGCAGCCAACUCCGGUGCUGCUACAACAAAGCCGAUUCCCAUGGCUUACAAGAGUCUUGUCUGGGGCACCGUAGCUGAAUGUAUGCACUUUCUUCAUAGAAGAGCUAUCGAGAAUCGAGGUGCUGCGACUAGAACGGAACGCAUGGCUCAGGCACUAAGACAGGAACUGCGACGGAGGGUAUUUGGUUAA